Cheilinus undulatus (humphead wrasse) is the source of this 1303-nucleotide messenger RNA. It is a transcript of the gene cnih1, whose product is annotated as cornichon family AMPA receptor auxiliary protein 1. The transcript is spliced from 5 exons. Lineage: Eukaryota; Metazoa; Chordata; Actinopteri; Labriformes; Labridae. The record is from RefSeq and is a predicted model, not a curated record. The coding region runs from base 92 to 526 and encodes 144 amino acids. Gene Ontology annotation, biological process: vesicle-mediated transport.
CACGCUGACAAAUCUCAAAUCAGUUGCAGACGAAGCUGCCUGCAUCAUCCGCUGAGUGAGCCAGGAACCGAGCAGCAGAACCGGAGAAAAGAUGGCGUUCACAUUCGCGGCCUUUUGUUACAUGCUAGCUCUGUUGCUCACGGCGGCGCUUAUCUUCUUCGCUAUCUGGCAUAUAAUAGCAUUUGAUGAGCUGAAGACUGAUUACAAGAAUCCUAUAGAUCAGUGUAACACUUUAAAUCCGCUGGUUCUCCCAGAGUAUCUCAUCCACUUCUUCUUCUGCGUGAUGUUCUUCUGUGCGGCCGAGUGGCUCACCCUCUGUCUCAACCUGCCACUGCUGGCCUAUCAUGUCUGGAGGUAUAUGAGCAGACCUGUGAUGAGCUGUCCAGGACUCUACGACCCGACAACCAUCAUGAACGCCGACAUCCUGGCGUUCUGUCAAAAAGAGGGCUGGUGCAAACUGGCUUUCUACCUCCUCUCAUUCUUCUACUACCUUUACGGGAUGAUUUACGUUCUGGUGAGCUCCUAAAUGACGGCCAUGGCGGAGGAGGACCUGCAUGUACAGUAGACGACCAGACACUAUGAUCUUAGUGCUGGAACACUGGACCUGCUGGAGAAGACCACCGUUCAGCAACACUAGAUGCCAUCUCUAGCGGACGAACUCUCGACUCCCCUCAAACACAGCGCAGCAGAGUGUCAUUUCGGAAACAUUUAGCCCGUUUAAAGACGAUAUCUUGGUCUCAGCGUUCCUCUCAUAGCACUAUAGAAACAAAAUUUUGGAAAAUGAGGACAAACCAGAAUGGACAUGUUAUUUUUUCCUGUUUUUAUUUUAAAAUUUGUGGUGAUUUUUUUUUUUUUUUGAUGCUUUGGGAUUUAAUUCAGUUUUUUUCCAUUUUGAUUCCCAGCUUUUGAGUGUUUACAAGUUAGGACUUUUUCAGGUGCGCAUUAUCGGUGUGAAUCUGAGCUGCAUUAGAGUUUUUCUGCAUUUUCUGCAUAGAAUUCUGGGCUUUAAAGCUAGUUUAUACUCUCCAUAUGAUUCGUUAUCAUCAGUUCAACUAAAGAAAAAUGCAACUAGGACUCUGCUAAAUCCUGCAGAGACUAAACAAGACUCAGUCCCAUUUCUUUUACCCCUACCCCUUGAUUCUGAGUGCCCCUUUAUCUCCUUUGACGUGGGACAGCCUGUUAAAGCAUCAUAAUCAGUCGUUAAACAUGAACGUAAAUGUGAUGAAUCUGUUCAUUUCUUGUGUGAGCGUCUUUUUUUAAAUGCUUGUUCUGGAUUAAAGGACCAUGACGCAUUGACACAACA